This is a messenger RNA of Dibothriocephalus latus, 195 nucleotides long. NCBI's taxonomy places the organism in Eukaryota, Metazoa, Platyhelminthes, Cestoda, Diphyllobothriidea, Diphyllobothriidae. The record is from the annotation of a GenBank genome assembly.
AUGACAGAAUACGAAAGAAACUUCAAUUGGGAAAAGACCUGGCUGGCAGCACCACCUCGGCGUGGCGAACAGCAGCCGAAGGCUGAACCACAUUUCCAACACAGACGGCGUGUCGGCCCGACAGAUACCUUCACCCUGCGAAGCCAUUUCUCUCAACCGCGGGGCGAUGAUGACUACUUUCUGCUAGGCAGGCGG